Zootoca vivipara (common lizard) is the source of this 3637-nucleotide messenger RNA. Lineage: Eukaryota; Metazoa; Chordata; Lepidosauria; Squamata; Lacertidae. The record is from RefSeq and is a predicted model, not a curated record.
UCCCUGCUCGUCUUGGGAGGCUCCUCCGGAUGGAGAGGUCGGUGCGCUCGAGAGAGAUUCUGCGCGCAGGGCGAGGGGAUUUCCUUUCCCCUUACUCAGAAGCAAGCAAUAGAGAAGACAGAGCAAUCUGUAAUUUCUUUAGGAAUCUCAAAUAAACAAUUUAAAUAUGUGGAAUGUACAAUGUGAUUCAGGGAACACCCUUAGUUCACAUCAAUGAACUGAAACAGUGGAGACACCAUUUAAAGGUAUGGAUUGUGGAAAGGACUUCAGUGGGAGUGGAAUUCCUACAAAACUUCAAGGAACACACACAGGGACUAAACCAUUUAAAUGUAUGGAGUGUGGAAAGAGCUUCAGUCAGAGUGGAACCCUUAGAAGACAUCAGCGAGCACACACCGGGGACAAACCAUUUAAAUGUAUGGAGUGUGGAAAGAGCUUCACAGAGAGUGGAAUGCUUAGAAGACAUCAACAAACUCACACAGGGGACAAACCAUUCAGAUGUAUGGAGUGUGGAAAGAGCUUCAGUCAGAGUGGAGCCCUUAGAAUACAUCAGCGAACUCACACAGGAGAGAAACCAUUUAAAUGCAUGGAGUGUGGAAAGAGCUUCACACAGAGUGGAAUGCUUAGAAGACAUCAUCAAACUCACACAGGGGACAAACCAUUCAGCUGUAUGGAGUGUGGAAAGAGCUUCAGUCACAGUGGAGCCCUUAGAAUACAUCAGCGAACUCACACAGGAGAGAAACCAUUUAAAUGCAUGGAGUGUGGAAAAAGCUUCACAGAGAGUGGAAACCUUAGAAGACAUCAUCAAACUCACACAGGGGAGAAAUCAUUUAAAUGUAUGGAGUGUGGAAAGAGCUUCAGCGAUAGCGAAAAGCUUACUGUACAUCAACGAAUUCACACCGCGGACAAACCAUUCAGAUGUAUGGAGUGUGGAAAGAGCUUCAGUCACAGUGGAGCCCUUAGAAGACACCAGCGAACUCACACAGGGGACAAACCAUUCAGAUGUAUGGAGUGUGGAAAGAGCUUCAGUCACAGUGGAGCCCUUAGAAUACAUCAGCGAACUCACACAGGAGAGAAACCAUUCAGAUGCAUGGAGUGUGGAAAGAGCUUCACACAGAGUGGAAAGCUUAGAAGACAUCAUCAAACUCACACAGGGGACAAACCAUUCAGAUGUAUGGAGUGUGGAAAGAGCUUCAGUGAUAGCGGAACGCUAAGAAUCCAUCAGCGAACUCACACAGGGGAGAAAACAUUUAAAUGUAUGGAGUGUGGAAAGAGCUUCAGUCAUAGCGGAACACUAAGAAUCCAUCAAAGGACUCACACAGGGGAGAAACCAUUUAAAUGUAUUGAGUGUGGAAAGAGCUUCAGAAACAGUGGAAUGCUUAGAAGACAUAACCUAACUCACACAGGGGAAAAACCAUUCAGAUGUAUGGAGUGUGGAAAGAGCUUCAGUCAGAGUGGAACCCUUAGAAGACACCAGCGAACUCACACAGGGGACAAACCAUUCAGAUGUAUGGAGUGUGGAAAGAGCUUCAGUCACAGUGGAGCCCUUAGAAUACAUCAGCGAACUCACACAGGAGAGAAACCAUUCAGAUGCAUGGAGUGUGGAAAGAGCUUCAGUCACAGUGGAGCCCUUAGAAGACAUCAGCGAACUCACACAGGGGAGAAACCAUUUAAAUGUAUGGAGUGUGGAAAGAGCUUCACACAGAGUGGAAUGCUUAGAAGACAUCAUCAAACUCACACAGGGGACAAACCAUUCAGCUGUAUGGAGUGUGGAAAGAGCUUCAGUCACAGUGGAGCCCUUAGAAUACAUCAGCGAACUCACACAGGAGAGAAACCAUUUAAAUGCAUGGAGUGUGGAAAGAGCUUCACACAGAGUGGAAUGCUUAGAAGACAUCAUCAAACUCACACAGGGGACAAACCAUUCAGCUGUAUGGAGUGUGGAAAGAGCUUCAGUCACAGUGGAGCCCUUAGAAUACAUCAGCGAACUCACACAGGAGAGAAACCAUUCAGAUGCAUGGAGUGUGGAAAGAGCUUCAGUCACAGUGGAGCCCUUAGAAGACAUCAGCGAACUCACACAGGGGAGAAACCAUUUAAAUGUAUGGAGUGUGGAAAGAGCUUCAUUGAUAGCGGAACGUUUAGAAGACAUCAUCAAACUCACACAGGGGACAAAACAUUUAAAUGUAUGGAGUGUGGAAAGAGCUUCAGUCGUAGCGAAACACUAAGAAUCCAUCAAAGGACUCACACAGGGGAGAACCCAUUUAAAUGUAUGGAGUGUGGAAAGAGCUUCAGAGACAGUGGAAUGCUUAGAAGACAUAACCUAACUCACACAGGGGAAAAACCAUUUAAAUGCAACGCUUAGAGGACAUCAGCAAACUCACCCGGGAAAAACAAUUUAAAUGCAUGUUUGUUUGCAGAAUUUGCAUUUGUUCGAGUUGGGUAUCAGGCCCUGCCAUCAGACUGAGACUGCCUUGUUGGCGCUGGUUGAUUAUCUCUGGUGGGCUUGGGACAAAGCUAAAAGCUGUUUCCUGGUUCUGCUGGAUCUCUCAGUGGCUUUUAAUGCCAUUGACCACAGUAUCCGGUUACCUAUUUGUGAUAUAAAAAUGAGGCAUUGCGCGUGCAGAUGUCCCAGCCUUUCUCCGUAACCGCUGAACCAAAUUGCAUCAAAUUAGGACAAAGCGUAACUUGCCCAUCAGUGAGGGAUCUGGCAUAAUAUUUUUUUCCAAAAAAGCAAACUUUUCAUACCUUAAAAAGUUAUUAAUUGCAAAAAAGUGGCACACAAAUUAGAUAUCACCAGCAGAAGCUCUGAAGACUCCAGCAUCAUCCAAAAGAAAGGCAGAUUGCCCACUGCUGCCUCCAAAGCCGCGCCACCAGAUGACAUUACAAAAUUCCACAGCAACCAACUGAAAACAGGCCUUUUGCAGCAACAAGGCCCAUCAUUGCCCAGCAGACUAGGCGAAUAGGGGGCAGGGAUAGGUAAUGGGUCAGAUCAGGGUAGGGCCCUCUCCACAGUAUCUUUCCAGACUAAGCCAAGUGGAGGUAGGGGCCUGCCUGUGUGGGGGAUGGGGGGAGCCGAAUAGGCUGCAGCAUAGAAUCAACUGAAUAUGGGCCUUUUACAGGGCCGUGCCUUUGGGUAGGAUAAAUGUUAUCCUAUAUAAUAAUGUCCAAGUUGUCCCUGCGUCCAGUUGUCCUGUGUGUCCCUGGGGUACUGCGCAUGUACCCCAGAGACACAGGGAUUGGACGGAGAGACAGGACGCACACACGCGCGCUCUCCCCCCCCUCUGCCAACCGCCGCUCGCCCUCACACUCCCCUCUCGCAUUGCCACCCGGCUCAGGUGCAGGCGGCGGCCGGAUCUGCUCGAGCUUCUCCCUCCCUUCCCAGCCCUCAGGGCUACCUUUCAUGAGAGGGCAGAGAGAGCGCUGAAAGCCGCGGAAGCGUGUGGACAGGGACGUCCGCUUCCUACAAAAGGGCCUGGUUGCAAACGGAGCCUCGGGGACUGCAGUCCUCCUUUCCUCCCCCCAUCCUCCAUACUUCCCCCGUCGUCGUCCUCUUCUUCUUCCACCUCCCACCGACUGCAUGCUUCCCCCACCAAGGAUCGCUAAGGAUCGCGGCGGCGGCGAUGGCACGCCUGGCGGCUGCGGG